Messenger RNA from Ipomoea nil (Japanese morning glory), 1582 nucleotides. RefSeq names its product allene oxide synthase 3-like. The record is from RefSeq and is a predicted model, not a curated record. The transcript has 2 exons. Gene Ontology annotation, molecular function: heme binding; iron ion binding; oxidoreductase activity, acting on paired donors, with incorporation or reduction of molecular oxygen. NCBI's taxonomy places the organism in Eukaryota, Viridiplantae, Streptophyta, Magnoliopsida, Solanales, Convolvulaceae. Gene Ontology annotation, biological process: sterol metabolic process. The coding region runs from base 42 to 1487 and encodes 481 amino acids.
GCUACCUUAAACCUUCAAACAGCCUCCAGCUAGAAAUCAGAAUGUCAUCAUCGUCUGAGCAUGGUUCUUGUUCAAAGCUCCCGUUGCGAGAAAUCCCAGGCAGUUAUGGUUUGCCGUUUUUUGGGGCGAUUAAGGAUCGAUAUGACUUUCAUUACAACCAAGGCAUAGAAGCUUUCUUCCGCUCCCGCAUGCAAACCCAUCAAUCCACCGUUUACCGAGCAAACGUGCCGCCGGGGCCUUUUAUGGCCGGAGAUUCCAAGGCGGUCGUCCUCGUCGACGCCGUUAGCUUCCAGAUCCUCUUCGACAACGCUAGAGUAGACAAGACGGAUUUCUUUGACGGUAACUUCAUGCCCUCCACCGACUUCUUCGGCGGCUACCGUCUCUGCCCUUUCCUCGACACCACCGAGCCUCAACACCAAACCCUAAAGAAUUUCUUCCUCUCCACGCUCGCCGGCUUACAUAAUAAGUUCAUUCCCAUUUUCUCCCUCUGCAUGUCCCAGCUCUUCACCAAGCUUGAAGAUGGAGUGGAGGGUAAAGAUGGAAAAUCCUACUUCAACGACCUCAGCGAUGAAACGACGUUUAACUUCAUGUUCCGUCUAUUUUCCGGCAACAGAGAUCCGACGGAGACCGCUGUCGGAUCUAACGGCACGGAGUACCUUAACAAAUGGGUAUUUCUCCAGUUGGCUCCAUUGAUGACACUCGGGCUGAAAUACCUCCCCAAUUUCCUAGAAGACUUAGCGUUGCACACUUUCCCGUUACCGUUUUGCUUGAUGAAAUCUGAUUACAAGAAAAUUUACGAUGCUUUCUAUAGCUCCCUGGGAUCCAUCUUGGACGAAGCUGAGAAGAUCGGGAUCAAAAGAGACGAAGCCUGCCAUAACUUCAUUUUUCUGGCAGGGUUCAACGCCUACGGCGGGAUGAAAGUGUUCUUCCCCUCUCUCAUCAAGUGGGUCGGCGCUGCGGGGGAGGGCCUGCACCGCCGGCUAGCGGAGGAAAUCAGGGCGGCGGUUAAACAAGAAGGCGGCGUUACACUCUCAGCGCUGAACAAGAUGAGUUUGACAAAGUCGGUGGUGUACGAGACACUACGGAUUGAGCCUCCGGUUCCAUUCCAGGUGGGGCGGGCCAGGGAGGACAUCGUGGUCGACAGCCAUGAAUCGUCGUUCUUGAUUAAGAAAGGCGAGGUAAUCUACGGGUAUCAGACGUUGGCGACGAAGGAUCCCAAGAUAUUUGAGAGGGGUGAGGAGUUCGUGGGGGAUAGAUUCGUGGGUGAUGGGGAGAAAUUGGUGAAAUAUGUGUACUGGUCUAACGGGAGGGAGACUGAGAAUGCAACGACGGCGGAUAAACAGUGUCCCGGCAAGGAUCUGGUGGUGGUGCUGGGGCGGCUGAUGUUGGUGGAGUUUUUCCUUAGAUAUGACACAUUUUCCAUAGAAUAUGGAACCAUCCUUCUCGGCCCUUCCGUCACUUUUACCUCCGUAACCAAAGCUACAUGAGCUUGCAUUGCAUGGUGAACUGGUUUUAAUUUCCAUUCAAUUCAGACUGUAUAUAUAUUGUAUGUUGUGGCUUGUUAAUACAAUAUUUUUCUGUA